GUCUUUUCAAUGCCCAAAGGGUGUUGCGUACACGCACAAGCGAAUAGCAGCAGCGUUUACGAAUAUUUGACAAGGCGUGUCCGUUCUGUGAAUUGAGACACGCGAUAUUUUGCACGCGCUUUCGGAGAAGCAAGAAACAAGCGAAUAUAAUGUUCAAACGAUUCGUUUGAGUGUCGUCAAUGCGUCUUCAGUUAUAUUACGUAGCAUGAAAAUCGCAGAUCGAAGUUCAUUCUGAUUUAAAUACAGGAGGAAACGCUGUUUCACAUUCGUUGGAAAGGUUUUUGAUUUGAGAAAAAAAGGAUCAAGAUGCAGCACGGAAAGAAAUCUCCCAGUAUGGGAACACCGUCCGUCUACUCUCAUGUGACCACUCGCAGCAGCGCGAAUCUCAAAUCCUCGAGAUCGGUCCGAAGCGUCAAGAUUCCCUGGUAUCAGAAACGAAUACUGGCGCACGCUUAUGUGUUCGAUAUCCAAAGGGGCGCUAUGUUUACUGCCGUAUUUUCCUUGUGCCUAGCGUUUUUCACAAUAUGCACUGCCAUUUUUGAUAUCUACUGUCUCUCACAAGCCGCGCCUGGCUCUACACAUUACGGAUACUACAUCAUAUCGUAUGAAUUUGUUUAUGUGGGCAAUCAGCAUAUUCGAAAUGCUCUGGUAGUAUUUGCAUUGUUCUCCAUGCUGGGUGGAAUAGUAGUUUUUGUGACUUCUAUAAUAUUGAUCCGAGCACUGCGGAAAGAAUACGAGAAAAAGAUGAAACUGUGGUUGUAUACCUUUGCCAUAUUCACUAUUUUCAGACUAUUCGCUUUUAUGUUCUUCAGCAUUGUGAACGACAUGAUAUUCGCGUACAAUGUAAUGAUGUGUCUGUUGUGGAUAAUAUUUGUUAGUCUUUCCGCGUAUGGUUGGCUGGUUGUAUAUUCUUUGUACAUUGAACUGUGCGAUCUAACGAGAUUGGAGGAUCUGGCUCACUUGCGGAUUGGUACAAUGCAAUCUCUGAAUGCAUCGACAACACAAUCUAUUGCCGGUUCUCGACCAACAACACCUCACAGCGCGGUAUCAACAAUGCCUGUUAACUGAAUAACAGUAUAUUUAGAAUAAGUUACUUAUUGUAUGUACAUAUCAUUACGCACAAAGAUCUUUACGAAGGCGUUGCAUUUGCAAUUACGACUAACUGCUUGCGACUGCUUUUUUUUAUAAUGGUAUAUAAGAAUAUUCGUUAUGUAAGUUUUGAUUUGUUAUAGAAAUGACAUUUUAUUAACGAUAGAUGUAUCUUCAAACGUAUUGUGACGUAUUACGCAACGUAUAUAAUUCCGUCCACAUAAAACGAACAGUUAGGAAUUUGUAAUGCACAAAUAUUUUUAUAUCGCGACUCACGUAGUAAUAAUAAUAUAUUCCGUCCAUUUAUAUGUAGGUAAGAUUUUCUGAUAAU
Pseudomyrmex gracilis is the source of this 1420-nucleotide messenger RNA. RefSeq lists its product as uncharacterized. The coding region runs from base 307 to 1068 and encodes 253 amino acids. The transcript is spliced from 4 exons. The record is from RefSeq and is a predicted model, not a curated record. Lineage: Eukaryota; Metazoa; Arthropoda; Insecta; Hymenoptera; Formicidae.